AUGCCGCAACACGUAGCUGAAGUAUCGCUUGUCUUUUUGCUUCUGUACUGCUGUACAACAGUCGUUCUUUGGAUCAAAUGGCAGGGAAUGGAGAUCAAUGCUGGACCCGACUCGGCCAUGCUGUUCACUGAGACCGGGUUGAGAAGAGCUGACGACGAUCGUGAUUGGGAAAUUGAGAGCAGCACAUAUCCACGUCUGGCAUGGAAGAAAGGCGAAUUCAAGUGUCUUGGUUGGGUGGACACAGAUGAUGACGGAGAUGAAGUGGGGACACGGAGAGAGUGCUGGCAGCGCAUUCGAGCGGGGGACGCUGGGUACUGCGAGGUACUAAACACUACCUCAGGAGAGAUAUUUCGCGUGAUGCAGACGACAAGUUUGUCCUUAAAAGACGACGCUCGAUUCACGUGUGAACUAGCCAAAGUGUUUUCCACAUUCCGAUUGCACGCUGCAGCGUAUCGCCACGACCCGCCAAUGACGCUUGGACUUUCCGAUACAAAAGGAAUUGUCAUGGCUGUCUAUGGAGAUGUACUGCCAAGCGCAUUUGCUAGCGUUCGUCGGCUGCGAGAUACCGGGUGCACACUUCCGGUAGAGCUCUGGUUCCGGCACGAUGAACUCAAGUCAGACAACCCCGUGUUGAUCCUGUUGCAGGAGAAAUUCGGACCCGUCCAUUUGCGCCAGGUGUUUGACGAACGCAUUUACGGUUUCAACGUUAAGGUUCACGCGCUCUACUACUCGCAGUUUACAAGCGUACUGCUGCUGGAUGCCGACAAUUUUGCCGUGAAGAACCCGACACAGCUUUUUGAUUCUUGGCCAAUGAGGAGUCAUGGCGCUGUGUUUUGGCCCGAUUUCUGGCAUCCGGGAAACUCCAUCUUUAACCUUCAUGCGCAAAGUUUGGUAUGGGAACUGGUAGGACUCGACUACGUGGACAUGCCGGAACAGGAAAGCGGUCAGGUACUGGUGAAUCGUGAAAUGCACAGGCAAGUGCUAGACCAGUUGCUCUACUACGCAACCCACACACCAAGCCUGUUUAGGAAGCUAAAGCUUGUCUGGGGUGACAAAGAUCUCUUCCGCUUAGCGUGGCUUCAGCAGAAAAGGCCAUUUUACUUCGUCAACCACCGCAUGCCCGGAACACUUGGGGUCACAAACCAAAGUCGCAAACGCUUCUGUGGGGUCACAAUGGUGCAAUAUGACUUGAACGGGAAAGACAUGAUGUUCUGGCACCGUAACACGAUCAAAUUGAGCGGCCGUGACGAUGAUCGGCUUGUUUGGCAUGUGCUUCAAGAGAUGCCUGCAUUCACAAAAAUCGGCAGCUCCCCACUUCCCAAAAUCCAGUCUUUCAACGGCAACAAAUUGUUCAACGAAACCUCUUGCUUUGGUAUAAAGCGCUACGAGAUGAAUGCGCACGUGCAGAUGAAGCGAGUUGAUGAGCUUGAUGAGGACUUAGCCUCGCUGGAAAACACUCUGAUCAAUUACGCGCGCCAGGCACACCAACUCGUUCUCACGGAUGACUACAGCACUGUAUUCGGAGCAGUUGCGUAA
Peronospora matthiolae is the source of this 1536-nucleotide messenger RNA. The record is from the annotation of a GenBank genome assembly. NCBI's taxonomy places the organism in Eukaryota, Oomycota, Peronosporomycetes, Peronosporales, Peronosporaceae.